CGAAGUGUUCUCUCAGCUGCGAGCUCGAUGGGCCGAUACGAAUCACGACUGCAGGAGGUGCUAGCUGGAGAACAGUGCUUGUGGCCUACCGGCAUCAAAAUCUUUCGUCGAACGAGCUUUGUCUACAUCGAGUUGCGGAUCAGCACUACGCUUCAGUGCGAGAAGGCUGUGUCGGCAUACUCUAGCCAGAGAACGCAUUGUUCACCGCGACUUCCAAUAUAAAAACCUACAAGCCCAGGAACUUGCUCUGUAGUCUGUAAGAGCAACCAAAUUCCUCACUCGGCGCAGUACACUUCAAAAUGGUUUACUCUACGAAGCUCCGGUCUAUUGCCGCCUCUGGCCUGCUCGUUAGCACUGCCGCCGCUGCUGGCUGCUCCGCACCAAAGGGUGGUGUUCUUGUUGUCGAUGUCGAAGAAGCCCUGGACUUGGCUUCCUGCAAAACCUUUGACGGGAGCAUCGCCAUUUCCAAGGAUGUCUGGGACUCGAUUAGCCUCGACGGCCUUGAGGAGAUUACUGGCAGUCUCUCCAUUGAGGAGGGUGCCGACACCCUGACCUACUUCUCCGCCAACUCUCUUACUUCCCUUGGCAGCCUCGGCCUGCAUGAGGCUCCCAUCCUCACUGGAUUCGAUUUGCCAUCGCUGAACAAAAUUGACUCGCUUAGCUUGUCUUCUCUGCCUCUACUCUGGGAUGUAGACUUCGGCGACAGCAUCGAGAAGUGCUCGUCUGUUGAAGUGCGCGACACGACCCUCACGAAGCUCGAGCUGGAUGUUGCUGAGCCCGACACAAUCAUAAUCGAGGAGAACGACUUCUUGUGGUCCGUCAGUGUGUCCUCCACCACUGUCAAUGAAGAGAUCUCGAUUGGAGCCAAUGGCAACGCCCUGGACAUCAGCUUCCCCCAGCUGGAGUCGGCUUCCAAGGUCACGAUGAGCAAUGCGUCGGCCUUGUCUUUCCCCGCUCUGACCAGCAUCGACUCUUUGGUCAUCAAGGACAGCUACAUUGUCGACGAGGGAUUUGACUUUUCUUUGCUUGAAACUAUUUCCGGCGACCUUGAGAUCAGCGGUGUUUGGGACUUGAGCUCGCUCUCGCUAUCCUCGCUGAAGAGUGUCGGUGGUGACCUCAAGGUUUGGGACAGCGGCUUCUCAAGCGUCAACUUCGAAAGCCUCGAGACUGUUGGUGGUGACAUGGAACUGAGUGGUGACAUUGAGGAAGUUUCCAUGGACGAGCUCAAGGAGGUCUUCGGAUCUUUCGAUGUCUCCGGCGCAUCCAACGCCCAGUUCGACUGCAGCGACUGGUCUUCCUUCGUCAAGGGCAAAAGCUCGUGCGACAAAGACAACAAAGACGAGCCCCCAGCGGAGGUUUCUGUCAGCGUCAGCCGCUCCACUCCGGUCGCAUCUAUUCCUACGGACAUCGCUUCCACCCCCGCCCUCUCUACUUCCGCCAUUUCCAUUCCCGCGACCCCUACACCUAUUGCUGCGACACCUGCUGCCACCACCCCCGGCCGCCCCGCUCCUGUCACUCCCCACUCUACGCCUGGUGCGGCCUUGACGCCGAAGCCGUUGGCCUCGACGCCUGUUGUCAUCUCUUUGCAGACGCCUAUUGUCGAGACUAUCACGAACUCCAAUGGCUCCGUUACGUUGACUACCGAGACCUGGGCAACCUCUACGCCUGGCGUUGGAUUCGGUACGCCUACUCCGACUCCUAGUAACCUGGUUCCGCCGUUCACAGGAGUCGCUGCCUCCGUCAGGCCAUUCGUUGGCAUGGUUGGUUUUAUUUUCGCUGUCGCAUUCCUCGGCCUUUUAUAAGGCGGCCUUGAGGUGACAUUUAUGUUAAUGAGUAUGAGUAAUCUUAAUGUACCUACAAACGUGUAGAUAGGGAAUAAUGAGCGGAUCUAGUGUUGCCAAUCCAUUUAGGGCGCUUCCUUUUGUCAUACACUUCUUCGGGACAAUGUAUAGCAAUAUAUUCGCU
Messenger RNA from Aplosporella prunicola CBS 121167, 1965 nucleotides. RefSeq lists its product as uncharacterized. The transcript is spliced from 4 exons. Lineage: Eukaryota; Fungi; Ascomycota; Dothideomycetes; Botryosphaeriales; Aplosporellaceae. The record is from RefSeq and is a predicted model, not a curated record. The coding region runs from base 300 to 1802 and encodes 500 amino acids.